GGGUCCUUUUGGAUCGAAGUUCAUGGAAGAUGUUAAAAUACGUUUUGGUUUCAUCGGCGAUCUUGGGUAUAGCAGUUGUGAUUGGAUUUCGGGGUCUUAUGCUGGGCCCAGGACAAUGGCUAGUACUAGACAUAGUACCUUGUGACAACCCGGAGCUAUACUGGCCAGUCGACAUUUCCAGACAGAAGAUCAACCGCACCCAUGACUCCUUCACCAUAAGCAUGGACUUCGAUAAUGAACUCAACUUCUCAUAUGCUGGCUUUGUAGAUGCGUACCAAAAGCUGGAUGGUGGUUUCAAAUUCUACCAGAAAAUAGAGAGCGACUGCACAUGUACUUUCCUCAAAAAAUAUGCUAAGGAGAACAUGGAAAGGUUUCUUGCUAAUGCCCAUUAUGAUCCGCCUGAUUGUCCCUUACCAGCGGGCCCAUUCAGAGUAACAAACUUCGUAAUGGAUUACACGGAAUUACCGAAACAUGGGGUGUAUGGGACUUUCCUGGCGAACGCAUACCUAGUGUACAAGGAAGAGAAGGUGGGCUGCGUGAAGAUCAUACUCAACUUCGAUGAACGAACUGAGGAUGACGACGACGAUGAUGAUUUUGAUUUCUUUUAAAAUUAAUAAUUCGCUAGAUGAUAGGUCU
This is a messenger RNA of Helicoverpa armigera (cotton bollworm), 636 nucleotides long. RefSeq lists its product as uncharacterized. The transcript is spliced from 4 exons. Bases 30 to 608 code for a protein of 192 amino acids. NCBI's taxonomy places the organism in Eukaryota, Metazoa, Arthropoda, Insecta, Lepidoptera, Noctuidae. The record is from RefSeq and is a predicted model, not a curated record.